AUAUAUAUAUAUAUAUAUAUAUAUAUAUAAACUAAUCUACCAUGUAUAAUAGCCUUUUUUUAAAAAAAUAAAAUAAAAAGGAGAUCUCGUCAUUUCUUUACUUUUCUUUUACUUUUACUCUUCUACAAAAAUGGAAACAAUUCAACAAGAAAAUAAUUAUCAAAACAAAGUAUCUCCUUUUGAUGAAAAGACAGAACAACCCAAUACGAAAAUAACAGCAGGCCAAACUGGUUUACCUUGGUUGACUCAUGAUGCUGAUGCUGAAGGAUUUAAUGAAGCAUCUUCUUCAUCUCCUCCACCUAAAUUUAUGGCCAAACCCAAGGCUACUUCAUUGGUUCGAUUGCCGACUAGAAAGAGAACAAUGCAGAAGCAUAUCUAUAGUAUGCGUGAAGGACUGAAUCCUGUCAAGACACUCUGUAGUCGACUUUUAAGUUGGCAAAUCUCUGUCAAAUACUUGCUUAGCAUGUUUCAGCGUAUAAAAAAAGUUGAAUCCGCCACAGGCAAAGGAUAUCGAAAAAUUGACACUAAGUCGACUAUCCCGAGUAAAAUUCAAAAUCAGUUUAAAUCGUCUGAUGGCGUACAAGAUGCAUGGACCGCAUUCAGGCAAUUCACUCGUGAAAAUAGCUUAAUUCACCAGGACUUUGUUGAUUUCAUUGAGAAUGAAAUCAAGCCUACAUUGCAUGUUAUGCUGAAAGAUAUCAAGGAUAUGACACAAACAUUAAAGCAUGACAAAAAACUGCAUACAGCUACAUUGUGGAAUUGUCGUAAACGUGCUGAUAAAGUAAUCACUCGACUGAAUGCUGAUAUAUAUAACACACAAAAGACUUUGGAGAAAGUAAAAGGGCCUUAUGUUAUCCCUAAACGCGAUCCUUUAUUGACAAAAUACGUUGUUAUUCGUACUGUCAGAAAUCUUUAUCAGCAUGAAAAUCAAUUGCACAAAGACUUCCUCGAAACACAGGAUAAAUACCGUCAAUUUGAACAAGAAAAGAUUAUUAGUGCCUAUACUCAACUCUUUCAAUCAUUCGAAACCUAUCGCAUCAAUCACCAUCUUGAAAAUCUGGAAGGUGUGAAUAAAGUUGCUGCCAUCUUUAAUGCGAUCGAAAAUGAUGCUGAAUGGGUGGAUUUCUUCAACCAUCAUGACAAUGAAUUAGUUAAACCUAAAGCAGCCUACAAGAGUGAACAAGAGCCUGAUUUUCCUAAUGCUUCUCAUCCUCUUGUUCAGCCAUUAGCUAUUAGUACAUUGCAAAAGCAUCACAGCAAGAAAUGGACAGAUGCUUUCUAUGUGUUGAGUCCAGUUGGAUUGUUGUAUCGUUAUAAGUCAGAAAAAGACUUGCUUCAAUCUCCUUUUAAACCGGACAUGACCAUGUUUAUUCCUAAAUGCGCAAUCCUUAUUAGUUCAAAUAAGGAUCUUUUGCAGCUUGAGGGUAAACCUUUGAAAGGACUUUUUGCAAGCAAGAGAAUUGUUCAAUUGUCCAGUACAGAUCCUGCUCUGAUUAGACACUGGAUUGAUUUGAUGAGUCCUAUGGCUAUUCAACAAGAAACAGCUGUUAUUGAUGUUCAUCCUCCACCUCAACAAGAAGCCACACAUCCUCCACCUCAGCAAGAAAUCACUCAGCAAGAGACUAUCCCACUAGAACAAGACGCUCGAUCGAUGCACUCCAAAGUGCAAGAUGAAAAUGAUGUCAAGGAUGCUAAAUUAACUAAUGCUGGUGACACAAGUGCUGCUGCUGAUGAAAGCAGGUCGGUAGUCGAAUCUAUAAACAACAAUGCAAGUCAAGGGCAUGUUAGUGAACCUGCCGAUGAUCGAGACCAAGAGAUUGAGCAUCAGGUGCACGUAAGAACUCCAACUGCUGAAGUACUUUAUGAUACAAAGGGAGGUCAGACAAAUGACCGUAUGCCAGGUCCUACGCGAGAAGGAAGUGAAUUAUACUGGGAUACUACUUCUUAAAUACUUUUUAAUAUACUGAUAAUAAAUAUACAUGUUAUGAUUACCUUUA
This is a messenger RNA of Gilbertella persicaria, 1997 nucleotides long. RefSeq lists its product as uncharacterized. The coding region runs from base 131 to 1948 and encodes 605 amino acids. NCBI's taxonomy places the organism in Eukaryota, Fungi, Mucoromycota, Mucoromycetes, Mucorales, Choanephoraceae. The transcript is spliced from 4 exons. The record is from RefSeq and is a predicted model, not a curated record.